This is a messenger RNA of Penaeus chinensis, 477 nucleotides long. Its product is annotated as extensin-like. NCBI's taxonomy places the organism in Eukaryota, Metazoa, Arthropoda, Malacostraca, Decapoda, Penaeidae. The coding region runs from base 1 to 477 and encodes 158 amino acids. The transcript has 4 exons. The record is from RefSeq and is a predicted model, not a curated record.
AUGUUCAGCUGGUUUGGGAGACUCUCCACCCAAGACCACUCAGACCCCAAACAACGCAGACCCAAGACCACUCAGACCCCAAAUAACGCAGACCCAAGACCACUCAGACCCCAAACAACGCAGACCCAAGACCACUCAGACCCCAAACAACGCAGACCCAAGACCACUCAGACCCCAAAUCCCAGACCCCAGACCCCAGACCUUAGACCCCAAAGAUCUCAGACCCCAAACGGAUCCCAAACCCGAAACCCUAGAUCCCAACCCAUGACAUUAGACCUCAAACCCCGAAAAAAGACCUUCGACCCCAACUCAAACCCCAGACCCGAGACCCCAGACCCCAGACCCCAGACCCCAGCACCACCGCCAGUGCCCAUCGCCGCCGCCGUCGGCGUGAGCCCAGAAGGUCGUCCACUUCCGGCAGCCGAUUGCCCCCCGUCCUUAGAAGGUCCCGAGCGAGCCUUCCUUUCGCCGCUAUAA